Messenger RNA from Malus domestica (apple), 1486 nucleotides. Lineage: Eukaryota; Viridiplantae; Streptophyta; Magnoliopsida; Rosales; Rosaceae. The record is from RefSeq and is a predicted model, not a curated record.
UCUUUUUUUGCUUCCAUCAUCAUAUGAAUGUUUCUUUGUCUCUCUCGGGCUCUGGUAAAUCUCAGCUUUAUUCUUAUUGUUUUUCAGAGAGAUAAACACGAUAACUAAAUAAUUGAAAGCUGGCGGAGCCAUCGUAUCUGCCGGUACCACCAGAAGCAACGGUCACGGGACGUAAGGUCGCCGGAGGCUAACGCUUCUCGAUCAGAUGUCAGCAAGUAGCAACGGGAGAGACUUAGCCGGAUUGAGCCUACACGACGUGUUGCUGGCCCCUGCAGCCGCCAAACAGCCCCCUCCACCGCCCGCACUUCCCGCCAUAAUCUCGGGUCGGACCCUACUCGAUAUAAUCCGCGACGAGGAGCCCAAGUCCUACCGGGCCCUGAUUGGCAAGAAGGAUAAGAAAGCCUGGAAGUCGUUCAAAGAACGCCUCCUACUCAAACGAGCCGGCUCGGCCUGGACCUCCUCCGUCCGUGUCCCCACCUCCGACAUCCCUAUCCGGAAUACGACUAACUACGGUUCCAAUCACCACCACCACCCGCGAUCUCGCAACUCCCGUCGCAGCUCGGUCCGUUACGUCACUCCCGAGUCCGAUCUCGACAUGACUCAGCAGGUCGAGAGGCAAAUUUCGCGGCGGGGCUCCACCCGGUUCAGCGCCAACCCCUCGAUUCCGCCCGACGAGGUGGAUAUAAACAACCCCCGCGCCUCGAUGUUCUCGCGCCAGGGCUCUGUGCGGUUCGCGGCGGACGAGGUCGCGGCGGACUCUCCAAGGCGGCGAUUGUCGGCGGCGCUGGACGAGGAGAGAUCGCUGUCGGCGAGGGAAGCUGUAGCGGCGCAAGAGGCUGCCGAAGCUGCGGCGGCGGCAUUGGCUGCGGAAGAAGAUACGAGAAAUGACGUGUCGUCGGGAGAGACGGGUGCGGCGUCGGGGACGGCGGAGCCGGUGAGGAUGUCGUUGAUGGACUUGUUGGAGGAGACGGACAGGCAGAUGGGGGUGGAGUCGAGGUACACGAUGGACGAGGACGAGGAUGAGCAGGUGUACGAGGAGGAAGAGGAGGAGGAGGAGGUGGAUGUGGCGGCGGAAGAAGGGAAUGUGGAGUAUAACUGCUGCGUGUGCAUGGUGAGGCAUAAGGGCGCGGCGUUUAUCCCCUGCGGGCAUACGUUCUGCAGGAUGUGCUCCCGAGAGCUGUGGGUCCAGCGGGGCAAUUGCCCCCUCUGCAACAAUUUCAUCUUGGAAAUUCUCGAUAUUUUCUGAACCAGAAAAAAAGUAAAAGUAAAAGAAAAUGCAAGUUUCAACUUUUAAUUGGAGUUUUUAGAGGAAACCUUUUUUUAUUUUAUUAUUUAUUUUUCGUUUUUGUAUUUUCCUCCUAAUUAGUUUCAGAUUUCAGUAAAAAUGAAUGAAUGCCUUCUGUCCGGCCUCUUCUCUGUACAUAUAUGUUUUCUUUCUCCAGGUUGAGGCUGUAACGGCUAUAAAAGGUUCGGAGUCUUCCAGCAA